Messenger RNA from Penicillium alfredii, 846 nucleotides. RefSeq names its product putative C2H2 transcription factor. The transcript is spliced from 2 exons. Gene Ontology annotation, biological process: regulation of transcription by RNA polymerase II. The record is from RefSeq and is a predicted model, not a curated record. Gene Ontology annotation, cellular component: nucleus. The coding region runs from base 1 to 846 and encodes 281 amino acids. Lineage: Eukaryota; Fungi; Ascomycota; Eurotiomycetes; Eurotiales; Aspergillaceae.
AUGGGCGACGGGUCUGACUAUCCUAGUCCACGAAGUGAGGCCCCUCCUGGAGCUACUGCCGCAUCCGCCCUUGCCUCUGCCCCUGAUUCUCUGUCCCCCAUCACCACAAUGAACGACCAAGGGCCCCUGAGUUACAUCGAGGGAACGCGCCCGCGCCUCUCGGUCCGACGCGCUCGCGAUCCGCCCAAGAACUCCGAGGGCCAGAUUUUCUGUGAUCAUCCAGACUGCCAGGCUGUUCCUCCGACCUUCCGUCGUCCUUGUGAAUGGAAUAAACACAUGGACAAACAUGACCGCCCCUACAAGUGCUUCGAGCCGGGCUGUGAUAAGAUCCAAGGCUUCACCUAUUCUGGUGGUCUCCUCCGUCACCAGCGGGAGGUUCACAAGAAGAACACCGACGCCAAGAAGCCUCUUAUGUGCCCUUAUGCCGAUUGCAACCGCAGUGCGGGCAAUGGAUUUACGCGUCAGGAGAACCUGCGAGAGCAUCUUCGUCGUCGCCACAUGCACACAGAUGAUGGCCCAUCUAUUGUCCUCGAGAUGCCAUGGGGCCGUGGCACCGAACUCGACGGCGUCCGCACCUCCCCACUCCCCACCACCGGUAUCAAACGCAAGCAUGAUUCUCCCAACGGGGAGCUUCCAGAGCCCGAGGAGAACCCCGCAGAUCUCCAUGAUGAGGUGAAGCGACUGCGCCUGGAGGUUGAAGAGAAGGACCGCCGCCUGGAGGAGCUGGAGCGCAUCGUCUCUGGUCUCCAGCAGGCCAUCCCACAGCAAUCCCCCGUGCCCGAGUCCCAGACUGUCUCACAGCCCAUGCCGCAGUCCAUUCCCCAGGCUGCUGCACCUCCGGUGUAA